CAGGAAUGGAGCCAGCGUCCCGCCAGCCCACGCCGAGAAGCAGCCAUGGCCAGCCACGAUGGCUCAGGCCCGCACGCCGCCAAAUUCUACGUGCCGCGGCUGCUCUCGACUAGCGGCGAGCCCUCAUCCUCGCACGUCCUCAGCGAGUGCGCCAUCCGGCAGCUCGCGCCACAGGUGCCUCGCCGGUACGCGCUCUCUGACUGGAGACUGCUCUACUCGACGCACGUGCACGGCAUCUCAAUCAACACUCUCUACCUCCGCGCCUCGGGUUGCGGCGGAUGCCUCCUCGCGCUGAGGUCCUCCGACGGAGCCACCUUUGGAGGCUUCAUCUCCGAGUGCCAGCCGCCGAGUGCACCGGGACCGGACGGGCGCCACUUUUACGGCAACGGCGAGUCCUUCCUCUGGCGGGUCGAGCCGCUCACAGACCUGCCUCCGCUGCCGCGCCCCUCCAUGGGAGAACCGCCCACCUGCCUGCUCGAGACGUUUGGCUGGACGGGCGCCAACACGUACUUUGCCCUCUCUCACCGAGAGCACCUCGCCCUCGGGUCCGGAGGGCACUUUGGCCUGUGGAUCGACGCCGACCUGAGGCACGGCUCUUCCGGGGCAAGCGACACGUACGGCGACCCCUCCCCUUGGACGCGCCACUCCGCCGCCCGAGCUCUGAACGGCGCCGCUUCACAGCUGCAUGCGUGA
Messenger RNA from Emiliania huxleyi CCMP1516, 693 nucleotides. Its product is annotated as oxidation resistance protein. The transcript is spliced from 4 exons. The record is from RefSeq and is a predicted model, not a curated record. NCBI's taxonomy places the organism in Eukaryota, Haptophyta, Isochrysidales, Noelaerhabdaceae. The coding region runs from base 46 to 693 and encodes 215 amino acids.